Alosa alosa (allis shad) is the source of this 2906-nucleotide messenger RNA. RefSeq names its product succinate dehydrogenase [ubiquinone] flavoprotein subunit, mitochondrial-like. Gene Ontology annotation, molecular function: electron transfer activity; succinate dehydrogenase (quinone) activity; flavin adenine dinucleotide binding. Gene Ontology annotation, biological process: tricarboxylic acid cycle; mitochondrial electron transport, succinate to ubiquinone. Bases 75 to 2060 code for a protein of 661 amino acids. The transcript is spliced from 15 exons. The record is from RefSeq and is a predicted model, not a curated record. NCBI's taxonomy places the organism in Eukaryota, Metazoa, Chordata, Actinopteri, Clupeiformes, Clupeidae.
GCGGUGUCGCCUUCCACAACUAUCCAUCCCACCACCGCCGCCUGUGUUAGAGACGUAGGACUACAACUAUCAUCAUGGCAUCGGUCUGUGUAGCAUCAAGAAUACUUUCAAAACGAGUUUUGUCAUCAAAACCCUGCACGGCAGCAGCGCAUGGCACUUCAAGGAACUUCCAUUUUUCCAUCUAUGGAAAAAACGACGUCAAAGUGUCAGACGAUAUAUCCACCCAGUACCCAGUGGUGGAUCAUGACUUUGAUGCAGUGGUGGUGGGGGCCGGAGGUGCAGGUCUCCGUGCUGCUUUUGGCCUAUCUGAAGCUGGCUUCAACACGGCCUGUGUUACCAAACUCUUCCCGACCAGGUCCCACACAGUGGCUGCACAGGGUGGGAUCAACGCAGCUCUUGGAAACAUGGAGAAUGAUGACUGGAGAUGGCACUUCUAUGACACAGUGAAGGGAUCCGAUUGGCUCGGAGACCAGGAUGCUAUCCAUUACAUGACUGAGCAAGCCCCUGCUGCUGUUGUGGAGCUGGAAAACUUUGGGAUGCCGUUCAGUCGCACGGAAGAUGGGAAGAUCUACCAGAGGGCUUUCGGAGGACAGAGCUAUAAGUAUGGCAAGGGCGGGCAGGCCCACAGGUGCUGCUGUGUGGCAGAUAGAACAGGACACUCGCUCCUACACACACUCUAUGGACGGUCUCUGCGGUACGAUACAAGCUACUUUGUGGAGUACUUUGCCCUGGACCUGCUGAUGGAGGAUGGAGAGUGCCGAGGGGUGAUCGCUCUGUGCAUGGAGGACGGCUCCAUCCACCGCUUCAGGUCCAAGAACACCGUAAUCGCCACGGGUGGUUAUGGCCGAGCAUACUUCAGCUGCACUUCAGCUCACACCAGUACUGGAGAUGGUAACGCCAUGGUAACACGCGCUGGUCUACCUUGCCAGGACAUGGAGUUUGUCCAGUUCCACCCCACAGGUAUUUAUGGAGCCGGUUGCCUUAUCACUGAGGGUUGCCGUGGAGAGGGAGGAAUCCUCAUCAACAGUGAAGGCGAGCGCUUCAUGGAGAGAUACGCGCCCAAUGCCAAGGACCUGGCCUCCAGAGAUGUGGUGUCCCGCUCCAUGACCAUCGAGAUCCGCGAGGGAAGGGGCGUUGGCCCAGAGAAGGACCAUGUCUACCUGCAGCUGCAUCAUCUGCCCCCUCAGCAGCUAGCCACCCGUCUGCCCGGUAUCUCCGAGACCGCCAUGAUCUUUGCCGGCGUGGAUGUCACCAAAGAGCCCAUCCCUGUCCUUCCCACGGUCCACUACAACAUGGGUGGAAUCCCCACCAACUACAAAGGACAGGUGAUCACUCACACAGACGGAGAGGACAAAGUGGUGCCAGGGCUGUACGCCUGCGGAGAGGCGGCCUGCGCCUCCGUCCAUGGUGCCAACCGGCUGGGCGCCAACUCCCUGCUGGAUCUGGUGGUGUUCGGACGCGCCUGCGCCCUUACCAUAGCUGAGACCUGCACCCCAGGAGAGAAACUCCCACCCCUGAAGGCCAGUUCUGGAGAAGAAUCUGUGGCUAAUCUGGAUAAAAUCAGACAUGCUGAUGGAAACACCCGGACAUCUGAGAUUAGACUGAACAUGCAAAAGACUAUGCAGACCCACGCCGCAGUGUUCCGCACGGGAGACGUUCUCAAAGAGGGAUGUGGCAAGAUGGACGACAUUUAUCAGACAAUGAAGGACCUGAAGACUUUUGACAGAGGCAUUGUGUGGAACACUGACCUGGUGGAGUCGCUGGAGCUGCAGAACCUGAUGUUGAACGCUGUGCAGACUAUUCAGUCCGCUGAGGCCCGCAAGGAGAGCCGGGGAGCCCACGCCAGGGAGGACUACCAGGACCGUGUUGAUGAGUAUGACUACUCCAAGCCCCUCCACGGACAGGAGAAGACUCCUUAUGACCAGCACUGGAGAAAACACACUCUCUCUUAUGUGGACAAAGAAACUGGCAAGGUGACCCUGGAGUACCGACCUGUGAUUGAUGCCUCACUGAAUGAGGAGGACUGCUCGUCCAUUCCCCCUGCCAUCCGCUCUUACUAAAGACAAGCCUGCCAAACAUUAUUCUCUGCACAUGUGUGUGUUUAGACUUAUCCUUAUGCCGUCACUUUCUAUUAAGUGUGCUUAAAAUGUGUGGGAGAGCUGUACAUUUGAUAUUGUCAUUCUCACAUGCUGAUCUGUAAAAUAUAUGAAUCCUCCUAGUGGGAGAUGAUGCAUGUUUCUUCUUAAGGUGUUAUGUUAGUGAAAAAGAAAACGGUUUGGGUAUUUGGCCAAUGCCAACUGACUGUGUGAGACUGGCGAGAUUGAGUUUUGUGAGAGGAAGUUACUUGGACUCAUAGAGAAUUGCACAGCUAUGCUUCACAAGACACUGAGAACACAGUUAAGUUCAAAAGGCAAUAUGUAAGGUUGACUUUUGCUGUAAGAAGCUGUUCCGCACAACUGCUUUUAAAAGCACCACUGCUUCUAAUGUAAAGCUAGGCAUAUACACAGAGAUGUAUCGAUUAUUAUAGAAUUCACUUCUUUCACAUCAGAGACAUCAUAGUCAGAGUUCCUCAGAGUGUAGUCUUAUCUUCCCUCAAACAUGGCUCCAGUGUCAGAUGAAAUGCAGUGGUGUGUGCAUAGUUAUCCCUUUCGCAGGUCUUUGUAUAUGGUAGAGUACAAAACGAUUCUGUUGUACACCGUAGUAAUCCAUUUGUCUGUGCUGCCCACUUCUUAGUGUUUAGCACUAAUUAAGAAGGGACAAGAUUUAUUUGAGGAGGGACCUCAACAGUGCCUCAUCACAUCAGCUGUAGUAGUUCAAUUUUGUUUUGAAUUUUGUUGUUUAUUGUCUUCAACAUGUAUUUAAUUUAUAUUAUGUUUUUUUUUAUAUAAAACAUGACAACAUCUGAA